Molecule: messenger RNA, 568 nt
Organism: Hydra vulgaris (swiftwater hydra)
Lineage: Eukaryota; Metazoa; Cnidaria; Hydrozoa; Anthoathecata; Hydridae
Product: MAM and LDL-receptor class A domain-containing protein 1
Source: RefSeq, a predicted model, not a curated record
AACUAUAUAGCAAAGGUGUACAUACAGUGCAUACAGCAACGAUAUUUUCAUUAUUGCGAAGCAAAAAUUGUCAAAACCAUAAUAUUUAACCAAAAUCAGAAUUUUCAAUAAUGAUAUUCUUCACAAUUAUAGCAAUAUGUUUUAUGGUAAUGGAUUUAGCUGCAACAUCAGAUAUUGAUUGUGCCGAUAAAACUUCUUUUUGUCCUUAUAUUAUUGGACAAUGUAAAUAUGUUUCGGAAGUAAGAGCAUUAUGUAACAGAAGUUGCGGCGUUUGUUCAGUGAGUUGUUCGAACAUUCAAUAUAGUGCGCGCGUAGUGUGUGGAGAUGCUUCAACCACUCAGACUUCAUGCAUUGAAAAAUCGUGUUGUUGGGACCCUUCCAAUCCAAAUGGACCUUGGUGCUAUAAAUCAAGAGGAGCUGAAGGAAAAUAAAGAUGCAAUCAUUAUUUCGUAUUUGUUAUUUCAACUUUUAUUUACAUGUUUAUAUAAGUUAAAUAUUUAUAGGAUUAAUCCUUAGCAAAAUUAUUGAAUGUAUUAUUUAUUUAAGAAAUAGAAAUUUAACAAAAUUA